Iphiclides podalirius (scarce swallowtail) is the source of this 1020-nucleotide messenger RNA. The record is from the annotation of a GenBank genome assembly. Lineage: Eukaryota; Metazoa; Arthropoda; Insecta; Lepidoptera; Papilionidae.
AUGGAGUUGCGUGUCGGUAAUAAAUACCGACUGGGUCGUAAAAUCGGCUCUGGAUCUUUCGGGGAUAUUUAUUUGGGAACCAACAUUGUGACCAAAGAGGAGGUUGCCAUUAAACUAGAAUGUAUGAAAACAAGGCAUCCCCAGUUACAUAUAGAGAGUAAAUUUUAUAAAUUGAUGCAAGGAGGAGUUGGUAUUCCUGCAAUUAAAUGGUGUGGUUCAGAAGGUGAUUACAAUGUCUUAGUUAUGGAAUUAUUGGGUCCCUCAUUAGAGGAUCUGUUUAAUUUUUGUUCACGCCGUUUCUCUCUCAAGACUGUGCUUCUACUAGCAGAUCAACUUAUCACCCGUAUUGAAGAUAUCCAUUACAGGAAUUUCAUUCAUAGAGACAUAAAGCCUGAUAAUUUUCUUAUGGGCUUAGGUAAAAAGGGAAAUUUAGUGUAUAUAAUAGAUUUCGGAUUAGCAAAAAAGUACAAAGAUCCUCGGACUCUGCAGCAUAUUUCAUACAGGGAAAACAAAAACCUAACAGGAACAGCAAGAUAUGCAUCCAUAAAUACACAUCUGGGCAUAGAACAAUCACGACGUGAUGACUUGGAAUCACUGGGAUAUGUUCUUAUGUACUUUAACCGUGGAAGUUUGCCUUGGCAAGGCCUAAAAGCUGCAACAAAACGACAGAAAUAUGAAAGAAUAUCUGAGAAGAAACUAUCUACUCCAUUUGAUGAAUUGUGUAAAAACCAUCCUAUUGAAUUCCAACUAUAUUUGAAGUAUUGUAGACGACUUCGUUUCGAGGAGAGACCGGACUAUAGUCACUUGCGUCAAUUGUUCCGCACAUUGUUUCAUCGACAAGGAUUCACAUAUGACUAUGUAUUUGAUUGGAAUAUGCUCAAAUUUGGUCCACGGGGGAACUAUUUGCCUGGUGGAAAUGACCGCACACUCAGACGUCAUGAACAGAAUCAGGAAACGGAAAAUACGGCAGGAGCGGCGGGACAGCCGAGUACAACAGUUGCCGCAAUUACGGAGUGGCGG